This is a messenger RNA of Cicer arietinum (chickpea), 820 nucleotides long. Its product is annotated as auxin-responsive protein SAUR77. Lineage: Eukaryota; Viridiplantae; Streptophyta; Magnoliopsida; Fabales; Fabaceae. Gene Ontology annotation, biological process: response to auxin. The record is from RefSeq and is a predicted model, not a curated record.
AAAAAAAGCCAUGACAGAAGACACCAACAAAAUAGCAACUGGUUUUCCUAUUCUCCACCAAAUGUAUAAUUCUUAGCUGUGUCCUAAACAGUGGGCCAUGCACAUAUUUACCCUCUUCACUUCACAUCAUCAUCAUUCACUCCCUUCUUUAUAACACAACCUUCCUUCUCUUCACUCCUCACACCAUUCUCUUUUCAUUCAGACAUUCAUCAAACACUUUCCCUCAUUUCACUUUUUCAUUCAGACAUUCAUCAAACACCUUCCCCAAAAUGGCCAAACUUGGAAAACUAACAAAGCUAAAGUCAGCUAUCAAAAGAUGGCCUUCAUUGACCAAACUAAGCCGCAAUAGUAGCUCUCUCUCUGCCUCCACCAAGCACCAAGAACAAGAACUUCAUGCUGUUUAUGUUGGAAAGUCAAGGCGGCGAUACCUCGUGAACUCCGAUGUUAUUCAACACCCUGUUUUUCAAGAGCUAGUGGACAGGACAUCAUGUGAUGAUGGUGUUGUUGUUGUUUCUUGUGAGGUUGUUUUGUUUGAACAUUUGUUGUGGAUGCUUGAGAGUGAUGAAAUUGAAACACAAUUGGGGUCCAUGGAUGAGCUUGUUGAGUUCUACUCUUGUGCAUGUUGAAUCUCAUGCUUUGCUGACUCAGCUAGCUAUAGUAACUGACUUCAAUUGUAUUUGUUUUCUCAAAGGGUGAAUUUCUUUUUUUUUUUUUUUUUGUUGUGGUGAAAUAUUACUGGUCAAUUGAGAUUGAUUAAAUGUAUUUAUUAAAGUGAACAUUUGUUUGAGUUAAUUAAACAUGAAUUAUGUGCAGUGAGUUA